AUGCCUAGCUUCCUCGGGCAUUUCCUUGGCUUCUCCUUUCGGACGGAACUGUUGAUAAUGAACCUCGUGGGCUUGAUUAACAGCACGUUGGACUGGAGCCCGUUAAAAUGGACAAACGAACUCGAACGUAUUUCAAAUUUAUCUUUAUCCCAAAGUGCACUGAUUCUUGAUACCAUCGGCGAGGACACGAUCAAAACUGUUUUAUCGUGGAUCGUAAUAACGCGAAUCGUAAUUGCCCACGUUUACACGUUCACGUACGUGACGAACAUUUACCCUGUAAUAACAUGGAGCAGACCGAACUUACUGCUACCCUGGUUGAUACUGAGCUUCUUCAAGAACGUCGUUCUCGAGGUGAUCGUGAUCGUGAUCGGUCUUCUACUUUGGUACGAGAGCCGAUUCUCGAUCUUCGUGUUCCUCGAGUUCAUCUUCGUGAAACUUGUGCCUCUGCUUAUGGCUACUUACAACUGGUACUCGAACUCUUGCUUGUUCCUGCAACUGCGUCACACGGAGAAAACGCGGAAACUGAAGCGAUCCAUGCGAAGCGACACCAAUUUGCUCGCCACUCGUCUCUACACGAUGCUCGAGGACUCCAAGUACAGAACGAGGUCCUUGACCACCUUGUUGUCCUGCGAGAGCCAUGAAACUUACGACACGCAAGACACCAUUUUGCACAUCAUCGAUGACUCCGAUCUGACGCCGGUUCAGAAAACGAUGAAGCUCCUUGGACUGAACGAACGCGACAUCGAGGAUGCACGGAUCAGGGUUCGAGAAAGAGCGGCGCAUAGAAGAUUGACGGAACUGGACGACGAAUCCGUUAUCGGAUUCGCUAAACGCGAUACGGAUAGGCUCCUUAACUCGAACAACCGAUACUCGCAACUGGCAAUCAACGACGAACCUCUAAAUAUGGAAACGGAUUCGAGACGAGGAAAGGAGACGAUCGGCAGGUCGGCUCAGAAACAAAUCAGACGAAGCGCGGAGAAGUGCUGCAGUCCCGUAAAGUUGCAAACUCUGUUCAACUGCAAUUGCUCGUUGGCCGAUCGCACCUUCGACGGGAAAGGCUGUUGCGAGAUGAACGAUAUCGCGUUGAGGACUUCGACGCCGAAGAGCAACGUCGACGACGCGAGCAUCGACGCGAACGCGGAUCAGAAUUUCGUUCGGAAGACGUUCGAUCAGCCGUACGUGUACUCGUUCAACGUCACCAACGUCAAGACAGAUUUCCUGAUGAGCAACAGCUUGCCAGCGAUCGAGAAUUUGCUACAGAGUAACCUGAAGAUGUUCAAGAACGAGAGCUUGGAUAAUAAUCUGCUUAGGAAGGACGUGCCCGUGCAGAAGGUACUCAAAGAAGGUAUUCAAGACGAUGUACGGGAUCUUUCGGAGAUCGUGCACAAUUUACCAGCGACGAAUAAAGCAAUACGCGUUGAAUCAACCAACACGACCGAACGAGAAACCGUGAUCGUUUCGAAAGCUUCUACGGACGAUGACGUACAAGAUCUCGUAGAAAAGUCCGAGUUGCAAGUUCGCGCGUCGGAGCUGGACGAAGACGACUCGAAACUCAAAUCGUUCGAACACUCUUCCAUAGGUACGAACAUCUCGAGGUUCUACAAAGACUCGAUGAUGGUUUUCGAUGGUUGCUACGAGAAGGAUUUCGCCAACAAUUCGGAGCUGCAAUGUUUACUUAGGCAGCUGGAGAAAAAGAAGUGGGACGUGUUUGCUGGUGAAACUAAUCUCGAAACGUUGCGCGCCGCCACGUUUCCCGAACAAAAUAAAUCAGUCCGGAAAAUGGACAAGUACGAGGAAAUUGAGAGAUAUCAAGCACCGGUAUCGACCGCUGCUUUGACAACUAAUCCGAAGGAAGACCGUUUCUUAAUACCCCCAGAGGUGCAAGCGAAUCGGGAAUCUGGAAACGAGACGCGUCAGAAAUCGAGGAAGGUUCCACCUGUCGAUUCCACCAAGUCGAUAAGAAACGUUUGCACGCAGACGGAGACGGAGACGGAGACGGAGAUGGAGAUGGAAACGAAUGGUUCCAGAACCAGUCUUACGGAGAAAAAGAAACGCAACAGAAUGUUCUAUGUACGCAAACGUUUCAACGAUCAAACCAGGAGCGUCUCUCCGGCCAGCAACGCGAAAUUUCCCGCGAAGAAAAUAAAUUCUCGUUUCUCGGUUUCGACGAACGGCGGCGCCGCCAACAAGUCUCCGAGCGCGUCAGCGCGUCAGAAACUCGGGAAAUCGGCGUCCGACGACAGCAGUAAGAAGCUCGAUCCGGUGAAAUCGUCGUCGAACAAGAGCGUUUGCGAUUGCAAAAUGCAGAAACUGGAGGCCAAGUACUGCGGUUCCUCCUCCGAGUCGCGUUUCGACAAGAAGAACGAGCCGAACCGAAAGUUCUCUGGGAAGCAGCCCAAGGUCGACAGCUUCAGGACGCUUCCUCUGGGGUACACGGAUCGGCAACCGGAAACGGAGGCGGAAGCGAGCACGUAUCGCAGGAAGCCUCCGGUGUAUCCGAGGAGGAGCAAAAGGGAAGCCCAGAGCGUAUCGAGCGUCGUCGUCGCGCCGGCGAAAAUUCCACCGACCAACAAGAUGGAAUCGUUCGAGUCGAAACGUUCGUGCAACAACGGCUCGAAAGCGUUCAAGUCGAGGUAUCGAGCGAGAUCGAUCACGGAGGAGCUGCACGCCCAAGAGAUGAGGAUUCUGAAGGCCUACAACGAGGUCACUUUGCUAAAAGACAAAAAGGAACUCGAGGCGAAGAGGAGACUGUCGUCCGGCAGAGAUUCCGAGGUCUCCAAGAGCCAUCCUCGCGCCAGCAACCGGAACUCUGAUAGUUCCGGAAAAGGUACCGUCGACGACGCGAACGCGCUCUACGAUGACUACUUGAACAAGGAAAAUUUGCUACUCGAUACGACGACGACGACGACGACGGAAAUGGAGCCAUUGAACAGCCAUUCGUACUCGAGGUUCCCCAAGAUCGAUUCGAACGUCGCGUCGGCGAAAACCGCGCGCAACAACUUUGACAGGCUGCGCGUCAGCCAGACCGGUCAGAACAUCAAGAAAGAGAAACCGGCCACCGAGUCGGAUAACAGGAAGCGAUACACCAAGUACAGCAGGCCUAAGAAGCUGGACGACCAAGGGAACGUUUCGAUAACCUCCAGCAAGAAGCUGGAGGGCACGCAGAAGGGCCGUGACCUAGACAGGACUCCCGCUAGAGAGGAUGUGAGAGAUGAAACGGCUUCGUCCCAAGUACCAUUUGUCGGAGGUCUGAUCUAUGGGCUUCCGUCUCGGAAAUAUCUCACGGACAUUGUCGAAUCUUUGGCGAAAUACGACCGUACGACUGGACUAUCGACCUCUGAGAAUCCAACGAUCCCUCAAGUGCGAGACGACGAGGACUCGUUGAUGACUAUAGUAAAGGGAACCGUGAACGAAGGUAUCGUCUCUAGUUCGUCGUCGAGUAUCAUGGAUCGUGAAAAAGAAAUUGAGGCUGUGUUGGAAGAAUGUGGAAACCAAGUCGAAGACCAAGCGCAAACGAUACCGGAAACCGACCAAGACGUCGCAGAGCCUCCAGCCCCGGUUGGCUCUCCCUGGCCGGUGGACGUCCAAGAAAAUACUGAAACUCGAGCGGAAGUUGAGGAGAAUAGUAGAAACCAGAGAACCGAAUACCCGCGAAACGAGCCCUAUGAGACGUACAGGAGGUCGUCGCCGGACAUGACGGACUUUGUCAGGAAUAUCGACGUGACUUCUUUGGUACACGGCGUCGUCCUGGCCAAUACGAACGCGCAAGGAAGAAAGAGUCGUCAAUACGACAUCGUCGACGACACAACGGCCAAGAUGGUUCACGAUGCGUUCUCGUACAAGUCCAUGGACUCGCUUCUGGACUUCCCUGACGACAUCGUGGCCAUGGAGAACGUUAUAAACAACAGCCACUUGGAGUCGUCCAGCGACGAGUUUGUUUGUCGGUUGAGCAACGAGUUCGCCGAGGAUCGGCUGAUCUCUCAACAACAUAACCAAUUGGAACAAGCUAUAAUGGCUACUAUUCGCGAGUCACAGGACGAGAAUCAGACCAAUGACGACUACAGCCUCUGCAUCAUCGCUAUCGACUCCGACAACCUGCCAGACAUCCCCGAAUUAGAGAUCGUCGACGAUUACGAUCACGUGGAAGGAUUAGACCAAGCCCAACAUCGGGCAGACGAUGUCCUCACGAGUCUGACGGAGGUCCUAGGGAAUAUAAAUAUCGCUGGACUUAACCUGGACGCGAUCGCCGCCAUGAAGCUCGAACUUUUGCAAAAGAUUUUAAACGUAGACGCGAAGGAAGAGAACGAAGAAUGCUCGGAGGAGGAGGAGGAGGAGGAGGAUGAGGAUGAUGAACCGGCCUUUCGAAUCAUCGAGAAAGAUAUUUGCACGAAUAUUAAGUUUCCGAUUAUGGUCAAGAUGUCGGAUUGGAUUUCAGGUGUGCCGGAUAUCGAGAAUUUUAAAUCUCGGCGAUCGAUUGCUUCGAUCGGUUACGUUCAAUCGAUUCGGUUCCCUUUGGUUCAAGCUACAGAGUCGAAAGAGGUCAAAGAGGAGACGAUCGACGCGGAACAUUCUGGCGAAAGACCCGAAGAGGAAACCGAGGAGCUCAACAGUUUGAAGAAGUUUGUACGAUCGAUGUUUGCGACGACGUUCGAUAUUUUGCGCAAGUCUUCGACGGAAAAUGUUUCGGAUAGCGAAGAAUCGUCCACGUGCGAUGCUUCUGCGAAAUCUUUCGACAAUUCGAAGCUUCGUUCGACGAUCGAAUCGUCAAAAUUCGAUGCAGAUCGAACACGAGCUGAUCCUCGUAGCGGUCCUUGGACCGGUGGUCCUCGGAAAGGUUUCAACGAGACGUUCGAAAUAAUAAAUGUUGAAGAUCCGAUCGAAUGGAGCGAAGAAAUCGACCAAAGCGUUCCCAGGUUGGGAAAGAAUCAAGGGGAAAUUGCAGAAAUUGGAGAAAUUGAACGCGUGGACGAACAAAUUUUCGAAGAUUGCCUCGAUAUGGAAGAACUGUCGGAACUGGAGGAACUGGAGGACCUGAUCGCCGAACAAGGGAGCGAAAACAACGAGAGUGUUGAGAAACCUGACGUACAAGUUGACAACAUCGUUGCGCUCAAAGAGGAAAUAUCUCUCAAGAUCGUGCUCUCCUUCUGGUUGAUCGUCCUCUACUUUUACAUACGAUAUUUUUAUCUCAAGAUUUACUCUCUGGCACAGAUUUCGAGAUCGACGUCGACGCUGAAGCCGUUCGAGGUCCACGCAGCGUCUACGUCGACGUCGACGCUUCUCGAGAACGCGAAACUCGCUGAAAGGAUCAGAGAAGAAAGUCUGCCGAAAGAGGACGAAGGAAACGAAUCGUUCGAGAGAUCCACCGACCUCGAGGACAUCGACAUUUCUACCUUUAUCGAACAACAGCUUGAAACGGUUCCAAGUUUAACGCUCGACGGAACGUUUUCGGGAAACGUAGGCUCCUCCGAGAGGGAACACGUUCUCGAAGAAAUAAGGGAGGUUGAGAAAACGAUAAUAAGUUUGAGAGAAUGCGUUGCAGAGAUGAUCGAGGGAUCGUUGUUUUCCAAGUCUGUUGCCGAGAACUUGGAACGACGCGAUAUCGUCCAAACGAGCGACAAUGAUUUUAGUAGCGCGAAGGAGUCUAGUGCCAUUGCAACCAACACUCGAUUCUCUAUUAUCGAGUUGGAGGACCAAGAUUUGAUAGAAUUGCACGCACCCGAAGGGAACAUUGAAACUUUUCGAUUUAAAGAAAUCGAUCGGUCCGGUUCGUCUGGAUCUCUGUUAGGGGAUACUCGAGAGGAACCGUCUGAAAAUAGUAAAUUAAACGAUCGUGAUGCGGAAGCGAGGAUCGACAAAGAGGGACCACGCACGGAACAGAUUGAGAAUUACGGCCGAGGAGAAAACGAGAGAGGUGACGAGAUAUGGAAUCUCAGGGACGCGAUAGACGUAAAUCAGCGAGUAUCGACGGAUCAAAAUGUCGAAGAAGCUAAAUCCGUUGAAAAGGACGAGCCUGUAAAUUUCGAAACCACUCUGGAAGAAAUGGACAGCUUCGAUUCGGCUUACACGAUGUUUUCCGAAACGUCGCAGCGCGUAAACUCCUACGCAGAUUUCUAUUCCACGAUGGAAGAAUUUUCAGUCGCUUCGGACACGGCCGACAAACACACUUGA
This is a messenger RNA of Colletes gigas, 6168 nucleotides long. RefSeq lists its product as uncharacterized. NCBI's taxonomy places the organism in Eukaryota, Metazoa, Arthropoda, Insecta, Hymenoptera, Colletidae. The record is from RefSeq and is a predicted model, not a curated record. The transcript is spliced from 9 exons. Bases 1 to 6168 code for a protein of 2055 amino acids.